Molecule: messenger RNA, 468 nt
Organism: Aspergillus candidus
Lineage: Eukaryota; Fungi; Ascomycota; Eurotiomycetes; Eurotiales; Aspergillaceae
Exons: 1
Coding region: 1-468 (155 amino acids)
Source: RefSeq, a predicted model, not a curated record
AUGCAAUACACAUGCCUCACGCUCCUCCUAUUCACCUACACUACCCUAGCAGCACCACAAUCCCUGCCACAACCCACAGACAGCACCCUCACAGUACCAUCCACAGUGAUGUCCAUCCUGGAGUCAUCCAUCCCCUCAGCCGACUUCAGCGCCAUCUGCAACAGCCCGGAGACCGCAGAAUCUGCCAUUCACGAACUAGCUCUUUCCAACCCCGUCUGGUUUCACAGCUUACCUUCCAGUGUUCAAGAAUGGGCUUCCGCCGCCUUUGCUUCCCCCAUUCCUACAUCGGUUGGCAACAACCCAGUUAAGCGUGCCUCCGGCCACGGUUCAAAUCGCAGCAAUAAUGGUGUCGGUGGCUCCAAUGAUCCGAAUAAAACGAGCACUGGUGGUGCAGCGGCGCCUACUGGACCUGUCGCGGUAGGGUUGGUGGGUGCUGCUGGGUUGUUGGCUAUUGCGCUGGGGGUGUGA